AUUUGUCAACAUUGUUAUAGCAGUCUAUGGAGCUUUUGCCGAAAUUUUUGAUCACACAAAUAUAUCGCAAGAUUCGUAUAAGGAAUUUGGUUUGGUUGUUGAUGGGUUAUAUUGUUCAAUUCUUCUAUUUAUUUUUUGUGACUGUUCCCAUAAUGCUACGCUAUGUGUAGCUAAGGGCAUUCAAAAUGUGUUGCUUAAAAUCGAUGUUCGACAGAUUAAUACAAAAGCAAAGAGUGAAAUUGAUCUGUUUAUAUUUGCAAUAGAAAUGAAUCCAGCAAUUGUAAGUUUAAAGGGCUAUGUCAACGUUAAUCGCGAGCUUCUAACUUCGAAAAAUUAUUGUUGUAGUUUUUGAAGUAAAACUUCUUUACGCUCUUGGAGAGUAAACUGAUAAAUGCGUAACGAAAAGUGUGAUCGGGCGAGGCGAACGGAAGUUGAAAGGGAGAUAUAACUUAGUGAAGAUGAAAAGAGAGAGGGUUAGAAACGACAAACGGCAAGCAACAAAAACUUAAUUUAAACCUAGUGAGAUCCAAUCAACCAAUAAUGAAUCACGAAUUUAACUAAAAUUAUCAAAUUAGCAGUCCAGUACUUGGACCUUCGGAAAUUAUGCGGAAGCAACACGGCGAUGAAGAGAGAAAAUAAAACGUUGAUAAAUCAUCAAUAAAAAAUCUGGAGUUCAACGCGUACGAGAAUAUCUGGAGCGAAACAAAUUUUAGAGCAAAGAAAAUACUGUUGGAGCAUAUCCAUAUAUCUAACUAGAAGAGGGAAAUCACAAUCACAGCAACAAAUUGAAACGCCAGAACGCUUGCGAGAAUAUCUUGAGAGAAGAAAUGAUAAUCUCAACACCGAAUCGUAUAUAAGUUUUGUUGUUGAUAAAAAAGUUUUAGAUUCAUAUUUUAAGUUUUCUGUUAAUAGUAAUAAUCCGUCGGGAAAUAAUGAAGAACAAUCAGACCUCCGUUUCAACUUUGACUUAUUGGUAUUGGUAGUUACCGUACGAAAUUGCUUUCGUUGUGUACAAAUUGAUGUAUCUGAUGGCUUUUCAAACGGUGCAGUUUGUAAAUUAGUACAUAUUGAACUAAAUGAAGUUAAGUAAGUGUGGUAAACUUUUGCGAAUUCAUGAAAAGUUGGUGAAAAACUUCCACGAAAAGCUGCCGGUUACGUUGCGACACAAAAUAUUGAUAAAAAUUCCGUCCCAAUGGAUGCAGAACAUCUACCAUUGCCAUGAAUGAUAAAAUGACAAUUCAUAAAUCACAAGGCACAACAUAAUUAUUUGAUAAAUAUCAAAGGAGUCAUUCUCUACGAUUACUAUAUGUUGCUCUAUCAGAAGUUACCAGUAUUGAAGGACUGUACAUAGUGCCUAAAGACAUUGAUGAUAAAUUUGAUCAUGGUCGAAAAAAUUAUACAUCGAUCAUAUUUGUACAAAAUGAAUUUCGUCAAUUAUCGUUGAACACAUUGUCAACAAUAGGAAGAAUGAUUAUUGAUUUCAUGAAUGACAGAAAGAAGUUGUCCAUGGUUAUUUACUGCCAAAGUCUCAGUAAACACUUGUCAGGCUUAAGCGAUUCCGUAAUUGCUUCAAGUAAUAUUUUAUGUCUCUCAGAUUCCUGAUCAAAUGACGAUGCAAAUGUUGACAUCCCGAAUUUUGAUUGUAUUGCGAAACUAAAGCGUAACAAUAUUAGAUCAGCAGGAGUGGCAACUUAUCAGAUAUCAAACGAUACAUCGAAUAUAGUAACUUCGAGCAUGGACAUUUAUUACGAUAUAUUCGUGAAGUCGAUGUUGGUCAAUCAUCAAUUGAUGAUAUAUGUGCUGUUCACUGUGUUUUGGACGAUGGAACAAUCAUCUUAAUGGUAGUUUUUUACAUUUUGGCAAAUAACACAGUUAAUAAUAUUAUUAAGUUUUAUAAAAAAGGCUUAUGAUUUACGGUCAAGUAGGCUCUCAAGAAUUAAGAGAAAACUAUCAUACGUUGCUACUAAUUUUAGCAGGAAAUUUCAAAUUUCGCGGCAGAAGAUAGACAACUCUUGCUAAACUUUCUAAAAGAUAAAUUAUAACUACAAAUGAACAAUAACCGAAAUGAGCCUUCCACAAGACAUGGAAUAACAAUCGAUGCAGUUUUCUCAAGAUAUCUUUAUAAUUUUCAUUCGAAAAUAUAUGUAUCUUAUUUGUUAUACUAUAAGCCUGUUGUCUCGAUCUUACAAUCAACCACAGUAAUUACUGAUGUAUCCGAAAAUAAAAGUAAUGAAUAAAAAGAAAUAAUUAUUAUAAUCAAUUAUAAUAUAUUAAUUUAUCAUUAAAAACCCAGAAUAAAUGAAAACAUAUGUCUAUGUAUGUAUCGGGUUUUCCAAUAGGGAUGGUAUGAUUUCUUAGUAUCGCUUUUUAAUAAAAUAUGUCAUGAUCAGUAAUUUUCAUUAUGGAAAGAUAUACGCA
This is a messenger RNA of Bactrocera oleae (olive fruit fly), 2418 nucleotides long. Lineage: Eukaryota; Metazoa; Arthropoda; Insecta; Diptera; Tephritidae. The record is from RefSeq and is a predicted model, not a curated record.